ACCCUAAUUUCCCGACUCUCUCUCUGCAAUCCGACCUUUCUUUCUCCCCCACCACCACCAGCGCCUUCUCCGACGAUCACCACCACCACCACUGCCUCCCGGUUCUCCGACGACCACCACCACUAGCGUAUCUCGGCUCUCCGACGACCACCACCAGCAGCAGCGGCUCCCAAUUCUCCGACGACCACCACCACUUGCGCCUCCCGAUUCUCCAACCACCACCAUCGCAACCAGGCCUCCCGGCUCUCCGAAGACCACCACCACCAGCGCCUCCCGGCUCUCCGACGACCACCAGCAAAGCCGCUCUCUCUAUCGGUUUAGGCGUCGCCACAAAAUACAAUACAUUACGGCGUCGUAUUACGAUCUCUCUCUUCAUCGGUAAUGGCAGCAGCGACGUUCAGAUACUUGGUACAGCUACACAAGGACGUUCCAAAAGCGGCGAGAUUCUACUCAGAGGGAUUGGGCUUCACCAUUGACGUUUGCACUCUCCGAUGGGCCGAGCUCCAUUCGGGCCCUCUCAAGCUCUCCCUCCUGCAUUCCCCCAGCGACCAUGUUGAGAGCAAGGGCUACUCAUCACUACUAUCAUUUACAGUAACCGACAUCAAUAGCACUGUAACGAAACUGAUGUCUUUAGGCGCCGAAUUGGACGGUCCGAUUAAAUACGAAGUCCACGGAAAGGUGGCAGCAAUCCGGUGUGCUGAUGGACACGUCUUAGGUCUUUACGAGCCUGCUUAAAAAUUCCCGUUUGAGCGUAUGUAUUCUGCAGAGCAUCAUAUAAUUUUGUGUUCUCGGUAUGUAUUGCAAUCCCCAAAUCGAAUCCAUUCCAUUAAUUCAUUUGGUACCGAUUUUUUUUCUUUCCUUCUUUCGUUUCUGUUGUUGUAGGUACAUGUAUAAAUAGUGGUUAUUUUUGCUGCUUCA
Molecule: messenger RNA, 918 nt
Organism: Erythranthe guttata (spotted monkey flower)
Lineage: Eukaryota; Viridiplantae; Streptophyta; Magnoliopsida; Lamiales; Phrymaceae
Source: RefSeq, a predicted model, not a curated record